ACUAUUGUGGCUCAGUGUUUGCUCGAAGCCGGGAGGAGAUGGAGCUAUGGUGGAGCCUCACUCUUCUCUUGUCUCUAAUAUCCGUGGGCCGCUGUCAAAAGCCCCACAAACGAUUUGAAUAUAAGUUCAGCUUUAAGGGGCCUUACCUGGCGCAGAAGGACAACCAGGUACCGUUCUGGCACUACUCUGGCAAUGCCAUUGCCAGCGAGGAAAGCGUUCGAAUCACACCAUCUCUACGCAGUCAGAAGGGACAGAUAUGGACGAAAAACCCCACAAACUUUGAGUGGUGGGAGGUGGAGUUUGUCUUCCGAGUGACUGGCAGAGGCAGAAUUGGUGCUGAUGGUUUGGCAUUGUGGUUCACGGACAAGCCAGGUGGCGAGGGUCCUGUGUUUGGCAGUACAGACAAGUGGAAUGGCCUUGGAGUUUUCUUUGAUUCCUUUGACAAUGACAACAAGAGAAACAACCCCUACGUGAUGGCCAUGGUCAACGAUGGUACAAAAGUUUAUGACCAUGAGCAUGACGGCCUCAGCCAGCAACUAGGAGGGUGUCUGCGGGAUUUCAGAAACAAACCUUUCCCAGUCAGAGCGAAAGUAGAAUACUACCACAAUGUCCUGACGCUCAAGACUCAGAACAUUGAGUAUGAUUACACUAAAAUGGAAGAAGAAUUUGAGGAAGGCCCACAAGGCACAAAGGCCCCAAGUGAUGAUGGUGAGGUCACUGCACAGCCUGCCACUCAGGAAGAACACACUGCAGUGCCUGAUCACCAUGAAGGCCAAGAUCUUCUUGAGAGUGAUGCACCAAAUGAGAACAUCUUUGCCAGUGAAGCCAUAGAUGCUGGAUAUACAUUAGUAGAGGCCAUUAAUGACAUAGCUGAGGAGGAGCUGUCUGAAGGCUGGGGAUGGUUUGGGGCUGCCAGUAGUGAUGAGCCCAUUGUAACCACUACUACUCCUCCUACUUCACAUUCAAACACCACUACCAAAGCUCAGAAGAGGCGAAGAAAGAGGGAAAGGAAAAGGAGAGGAAAGAAGAAGAAAAAAGUGCGGAAGACUUCUCCAGUGCUCAUGAUUCACAGUGGUAUGACCAAUAAUGAGAAGGACUACGAGAUCUGUAUGCGUGCCGAGAAUGUCCAUCUCCCGCCCAGCGGCCACUUUGGAGUGUCCGCAGCCACCGGAGGCCUGGCCGACGACCACGAUGUUCUCAAGUUCUUGGUAUCCUCACUACGCUCCCCUGAGGAGAUGGCACUCAUGCAAGUCAACCAGGAGGAGGAAGAGAAGUUCCGGCAGGAGUUCCAGGAAUACCAAGAGAAGACCAAAAAGGCCCGUGACGAGUACAUUGCUCAGAAUCCUGACCAUGAGAAGAAGGAUGAAGAAUAUGAGUCCUGGGAACAGAGGGAAUUGCGGCAGAUAUAUUUGGGACAGAGUCAGAUCCAUGAAGUGAUAAGACAGCUCCACAUGAAGAUGGAUGAGAUAAUUGGUCGACAGGAACGAACCCUUGGUCUGGUGUCUGCUGUGCACACAGGGAUGGGUGGUGGACAAGUAGCACCUGCAGGAGGACAGGUGCCACCCCCUCCACCAGCAAUACCUGGAGACACCAUCCGCCGCCAUGAAGUGGACUCCAUCCUCAGCAAUCAGAGAGACAUUGUACAGACUGCCAGAGACAUCAAGAGCUUUGUCUCUGAGAUCCACCAGAAGAGCAAUCAGCUGCUGGGCAACAAUCAGAAGCCCCAGGGAAGUGUGCAGCCUGUGGGAUACGACCUGCAUGUUACUCUCAAUGAAAUGAAGGAAGGCCUCAACAUUGUGAAGAGAGACUUGGGAACGGCCAACCAGAGACUAACACAAGGGGGCGGCGGCGCAUGUCCAUCCAUCAGCUGUGUGUCGACUACUGUCUUCAUCGUCUUUAUGGUCCUGCAGGUGGUGCUUCUCAUUGGCUACAUCAUGUAUAGAGAUAGUAAAGAAGCUCAAGCCAAGAAGUUCUACUGAGGUAUGCCCGUGUUCCAAGCCCUGUGAGUCCAUCUCAGGAGCACAAAGAUUUCUUCCAGAAUAUUUUUAGAUGCCAGAUCAUUUUGUAGAGUCCAUUUAAAAGUUUCAAGGUAAAAUGAUUUUUAGGCAUUUAUUUUUUUAUUACCUGAGGAGUUGGUGCAUUUUUGUUUGUGUGCAUAACGAAUGUACAAGAUCUGAAUCCGUGAAGUUGUUGCCGUGCGGCCGACUCCUCCGUUAUUGUAGCGCAUAAAUAAUGUUUGAUAUUUUUGAAAGAUAAUUUGUAAAUAAAUGUUCACAAGAGGAAUUUCAGGAGAAUCAAUUUCACUCAAUAUUUUUUUUAAGUUGAGAAGCUUUUUUAAUGACUUUGACUUGUUCUGAAUUAGUUUUCCACUUGGAAAGAUUGGAUUUUGUUGUAUGGUGAAUGCUGUGUGGAUUUAAGUUUAGUAUUUUUGGGGGGGAAAUAGUGGCUGUGUUCAGUUAUCGUGAGUACUUUUCAUUAUUGUUCCAUCAGGUUUUGAGAUCUGAUGAAUUUGUACAUUCAUGUCCCUGAACAACUUCAUGAGAUGUGUGCCUAUGACAAUUUUCCCUCAAUUACUGUACCAUUAGUAAUAAUGAAACUUGUCUAGCCAGUAUUAAUAAUGAUUCACAAAACAUCCAUGAGGAAAGGAGGAAUAUUGUCAACUUGUGUGUUAUUCUUUCUUUAUUAUUCUAUGUUUUCUUUUUUUAUUAAUUUCCUGUUUUCAUGGAUGCCACAUCACACUGAAGUUUCUCAUGUGCCCUGAAUUUGUUUCACCAUGUGAGACAAGGAAAUAGUUCUUAGAAAAUGUAGCUUCGAGGGAUUAUGACAUAACUUUUCUCAUUUGGUGAAGUGAAGCCAAUGAUUAGCAUCACCUAGAGCAUCUUCAUCUCAUUCACUGUUUCCUCUUGAUCUGUCAUAAGUAAGUUGAUAAGCCUGGGGUAUAAUGAAAGCUGCUAAGGGUUCUAUUCCUUAUGAUAAAUGAUUUGUACCUUUUUGUAGAUAAUUUCCCUCAUUGUCAAAGACUUAACACUGUCCAAAAAAAGACUGAAUAUUGUUAACAUUAAGCUCAAUAGCCUUUUUUAUGGUGUUUGUUUCAGUGAUUUCUGCUAGUUAAGAAAUAGAGUGGUUGAGGUUUAAUUUGGGUGCGCCAUGCAAGUAUCACAUGUUGCUAUUGGGGGAUAUUGAUGCAAUGUUAAAUGAUUUGUCCAGUGGUGAAAUGCAGUCAUGCACAUGAAAGUUAUGGGAGUCACAGUCUCCUUAUGCUUCCAUUGGUGUCAUUACUGGUGAUGGCCGUGGCAAACUUUUGUUUUAGAUGUUUCUGGAAUUUUAUUGUUACUUGCAUUUGUUUUUUGUUUUCAAACAUGUGUUCACAUUAACAGUGGAUUGAUGUAUUUUAAGAUUCAUUAAAUUAUUGAGAUAUUUUCUACUGA
Portunus trituberculatus (swimming crab) is the source of this 3428-nucleotide messenger RNA. RefSeq names its product protein ERGIC-53-like (gene ergic53). Gene Ontology annotation, cellular component: endoplasmic reticulum membrane; COPII-coated ER to Golgi transport vesicle; Golgi membrane. Gene Ontology annotation, molecular function: D-mannose binding. The transcript has 13 exons. Bases 39 to 1979 code for a protein of 646 amino acids. Gene Ontology annotation, biological process: endoplasmic reticulum to Golgi vesicle-mediated transport; Golgi organization; endoplasmic reticulum organization. The record is from RefSeq and is a predicted model, not a curated record. NCBI's taxonomy places the organism in Eukaryota, Metazoa, Arthropoda, Malacostraca, Decapoda, Portunidae.